UAAUUCCAUUUUUCAAAUUUUAAAACUUUUUUUCGAAAGAUAAAUCCAACAGUAUUUAUAGUUUUUUUAAAAAAGAUUUAUAGUUUAAUUAUUUUAGUUCAAUUAUCUUAAAAAAGAAUGCAAAAUCAUAAUAAUGUAGAAAAUGAUGAUGAUGAUGAUGAUGAACAAUUUUUAUUCGAUAUGUCUGAUAUGCUUGUCGAACCUCCAACCAAAAGAAGCAUCUGUCCACAAUGCCAGCGACCACAACCAGUAUGUUUUUGUUCGGAUAUUGAUCCGAUAUCACAAUUGCAAAACCAUUUGAUUAUAUUACAACAUCCCAACGAAUUAAAACGUUGUCUUCGUACAACAAAAAUCUUGGAACUAAGCAUUCCGGAUACUAAUUAUCAUCUUUUUAAUGGAAAAAGAUUUCCAUUGAAAAAAUUUCCACAACUAUUCAAAUUGAUUGAACAACGUGAAACCAUAUUGUUGUAUCCAUCACCAAUGGCCGAAUCAUUGGGUAUCGAAGGUAUUCAAUCAAAUGAUCCUGAUAAUCGUAAUAAUGGAUUCAAUGUGAUUAUAUUGGAUGGUACAUGGCAUCAAGCUCGUGUUUUAUUUAAUUGCAAUUCAUUUCUACAUUCAUUACGUUGUAUUAAAUUAGAAUCAACCGGUCGAUCACAAUAUGUGAUUCGAACACAACCAACCGAAACAUGUUUAUCAACAGUAGAGGCUGCUGCAAUUCUUUUAUCGCGCUUAGAACAUGAUCCAUCGAUCCAUGAUCGUUUAACACGACCAUUACGAACCAUAUGUGAUUAUCAAUUGAAUAAGGGAGCUGUUACUCACCAAAGCAAAGAAUAUCUCAUCACCAAUGGCCUAUAUGAACGACCAUUGAAUCGACGUUUGAAGAAAAAAGUCAAUCAACAAAUGGACAAUAAUAAUCCUAUUUCGGAUCUAAAAAAUCUUGUUCACUUGUUAUGAAAUUGAUCAUUUAAUUCAUUAUUUUUUUCAUUGUUAAAUUAAUGAAUAAUACCGAUAUAAUAAUUUA
Dermatophagoides pteronyssinus (European house dust mite) is the source of this 1021-nucleotide messenger RNA. RefSeq names its product DTW domain containing 2 (gene Dtwd2). The record is from RefSeq and is a predicted model, not a curated record. NCBI's taxonomy places the organism in Eukaryota, Metazoa, Arthropoda, Arachnida, Sarcoptiformes, Pyroglyphidae.